UGUGCCCGCGUUCGAAUCAGGCGUUGCUUCCACUUCAAGCAUGAAGGCGUUCCAGACAAUCCUCCUGGGAGCGCUGCUGGCCGCGGCUGCGGCGCUGGACUCGGAGGUGAAGAUCAUGUCCUACGUCAACGACGUCAGGCCCGAUGGCUACGACUUCUCGUACGAGCUGAGCGACGGCACGAUGCGGCAGGAGAAGGGCACCUUGCGCGACGCCGGCACCGAGAACGAGGUGUGGGAGGUGAUCGGCUUCUCGCGCUGGUUCUCGCCCGACGGGCAGGAGCACGUGCAGGAGUACCGCGCCGACAACCGCGGCGGCCUUGGCGGCCCGGCGCUGGGCGUGCGCGCCGCGCUCGCCGGCAAGAAGUAGCCCCCUCAAGCUCCUCCUGCUCCAAUCGGACAGCCCGAGUCUCAUGGGAUCAUCCGAGUUCUCGGAAAUUCCGAGUUCUCAGAAAUUCCGAGUUCUCGUAUAUUCCGAGUUCUCGGAAAUUCCGAAUAAUCGGAAGUAACCGAGUUCUCGAACGUUCCGAUCACUCGGAUUUUCCGAGUUCUCGGAUUUUCCGAGUUCUCGGAAUUUACAAGUUCUCGGACAUUCAGAGUCAUCGGACCGUUUGAACGUCAUCCGAUCAUCCAAGUCUUCGGAACGACUGCUUACCUACUUGGAUCACCGUAGUCGUCGGAACCCUUUGCUGCACAUCGUGCAGUAACUUAACAAAUGAUGAUGCAUGUAUGUAGUGCAUCCCGGCCAAUCUGAACACGAUGGAUCAACUUGCAACGGCCAUUCCUAUCUUCAAGUUUCAUACAAUAACACUUAAAAAUGCUUAGCUUCACCUUGAUUAUUUUUUGCUGAUUCUUGAUUUUUAUGAAGAAAUAUUUCUAAAAUGGGACCGUAGAAAGUAAAUUUGUAUGCAUGUUUUGUGUAGUGCAUGAACGUAAUGCAAUUAGUCUGGUAUAAUUUAUAAUUUUUUGUUCUAAAUGUUGGCCUGACUCGUUUAUAUAAUAAUACAGGCUACAUGACACAACAUUGGCAUGAAAAGGUAAUAUGCAGUGCUUACACAUAAAAAUUCCUUAGGAAUUGCCAUAAAACAUAAAUAAUUACUUGAAAACUCGGUCACCCAACACUGAGGAAUAAGCCCAGCCUUAAUGGUAAUAGUCCAACUUUACUUUUCCAAAUUUAUUUUUGCUGUUGUUUUUAUUUUUGAGUAUGUACUUCUUACAAAUUUUAUCCAUGUAGUUACCAGUUAUCAAGACUAAUCUCACCAACCCACGCACGUUAACUUAAACACAUGCCUAAAAUUAGGCCCUAUACCUUAAUGAUCUGUAAAAAACAUAAAGGAAUAUGUACUGUAAACAGUAACUCAUAUUUAAAAAAAGCUAAUGUAUUGGGGACUUUAACAAUACAUGUCUUACAUACUUGUAGUUCAAAGCAUAUAGGGUCGAGUAAUUUAAUAAUUUAACACCAACUUGAGUGAAAGAAAUCACUUGGCGAGUGUUCAAAAGUGUUCGUAUUGGCUGGAAUGCACUUUAGGUACCGACGGUGAAUCUCUGUAAGUCAAUCGCUGUAUUACAAUUUUCCAGUAGGACUCUACAAAAUUCAUCUCAUGUAAACAACGACUCAACAGAACACAAACUUUUACUAACAUUAAAAAAUGUAAAGUAUUUUGAGGGCUUUUAACAUCUGACUGUAUUAACUAGUCAUAAAAUCUAAAACAAUUGCUGCAUUAAAAUUCUAACGUGUUAAAUGUUUGUACUGAAUCUCAAUAAAAAAGAUCAAUAAAUACCUUGUAACGGUUAUACAAAUUUAAAAUAAAA
Molecule: messenger RNA, 1809 nt
Organism: Bacillus rossius redtenbacheri
Lineage: Eukaryota; Metazoa; Arthropoda; Insecta; Phasmatodea; Bacillidae
Product: endocuticle structural protein SgAbd-6-like
Exons: 3
Coding region: 41-367 (108 amino acids)
Source: RefSeq, a predicted model, not a curated record